GUGUGAAUUUGUAAAUAAUGGAAACGAUGAAAAAGAAGAAAUGAAUCUGAAGAAUUUGUUUCAGGACUUCAACCCUAGCAAAUUUCUGGUAUUUCUGUGUUUACUUUUCUUCUCGCUAUUCUACGCUUUGAGGCUUGAUGAAACGAUACAGUGGAGCUACUGGUUGGUGUUUCUACCUAUCUGGAUUUGGAAACUGGUGGUGCUGUCAGGGGCUGCUGUAGGCAGCUAUGUUUGGUGGAAAAAUCCACAGUACAGAGUGGAUGGUGAUGGAUACAUACAGUACAAGGCCAUGGUGAUAAGCAGCAGUGUGCAUCUACUACUUCUCAUGUUUGAGCUCCUGGCCUGUGAUAAGCUGGAAUCAGGACGCCAUAAGUGGACACUAGUCUUCAUCCCCCUCAUGUUCAUGUCUGUUGCUUCUAUAGGCAUCUGCGUGUGGGCUGUUAAACAUGAACGAUCAUUUGAGCUGGAACUGUUCAGUGCUGUAAAUAUUCUCCAGUUUAUCUUCCUCGCUCUCAAGUUUGAUAACAUUGUGCAAUGGAGCUUUGUGAUUGUCUUCAUCCCCAUAUGGAUUGUGAUGUGUGUGGCUCUCAUCGGCGUGCUCUAUGCCAUCAUCCUUGCCAUUAUCCUCAUGAAAUCCCCAGACAUCGUCCCUGAGCAGAGAAGAGGGAAUCUCUCCACAGCUGUGGGCUACACAUUCCUCGUUCUACCACUUCUCGUUUUUGAGAUUCUUUUAUCCAAUCGUCUUGAUGGAGACCAACAAUUUUCAUUCAUUGCCAUCACUGUACCGCUUUUCAUUUCCCUUAUCACUCUCAUCUGUAUGGCAUUUACAUCAAAGGGAGGCAACCACUGGUGGUUUGGAAUACGCAAAGAUUUUUGUCAGUUUCUUCUAAAUGCCUGCCCGCUUUUACAAGAAUACGGUAACAUCGCAUACUCCAUCCACAACAACAGUGACCUGGAGUCUCGAGCUCAGCGGGAAGUGAGCAAGUCCGAGAGUGGCCACUCCAGAAAAGAACUCAUCGAAGAGCAGCCUAAAAUGGUCGUCCCAGUCAUAUCAAUAGAGACCCCUGACUGAGGGGAGGUGGUGUGGUGGUGUGGUGGGAUCACUUUUACCUCACAUUCCCAAGGCAGGUGUGUCAGGCCUGUCAGUGGUAUCUUGGACUCUAAAACUUACCUAAAGUACCUGUCUGUCACCUCAUCAACAGGUGAUUGUUAGAUUGCAGGGGUUACAUGCGAGUAACUUCCAUGGAAGCCAUUGCUGUAGAUAUAACGUCCCAGUGGUAAUUUCGUGCAUGUAGCGCUCCGUGCGCUUAUGGCAAUGGAGCCCAUAUGUUUUACCUGACUGUUAUAGGAGUUGGUAAUAGGUACAGGUCUCUUUGUCGCAGCAUUUCAUGAAUCUGUUCAACUCACAAUAUAAACAUGUUCUGGGUAAAGCAGGUGUAGUGUUUUUUUUAAUGAGAUACUUGAAUAUCAUAUACUGCUGUACAUUUGUAGUUGUAAGAUGGUUCCCUUAAUUAUAAUGAAAGAAGUCAAGACAACACGUAAAUGUAAAGGGUUUCACAAACUUUCCACCGUGUUCCCAACAAGAGGCUUGAAUGUUUGUGAAACAUUUUACAUUUAUGUGGUGAUGCCUGGAUUUCUUCUUUAUUGCUUGUAUAUUUUUUGUGAUAUCAGAUGUUUUGACAGAUCCUGCAAAUUUUGAGCAGAUUCAAAACCCCAGCAAUUCCUAAUAAGUCCUAGAAGCAGGAUUAUUUUGUGUUCACAGUUUUAAGCUACUAGCUACCAUAAAGGCCGACUUUUGCAAAAGUUUCUAAAUCAGAUUUCUUCAGGUUUGUGUCCUUAGUGCAGGUUAGAUCUCAACAACGCAAUAUGAGUUAUGAGGGAAGUUAUGAAAAACUGAGGUACAAAGUUUUGUGAAUAUAUGCUCCAGGUCUACAAAUCUUUUAAGGUUGUUUCAUGAUUAGUAUAACCUGUAUUAUCUGUUAUACAUGCUUAGGAUUGGUAAGUCGCUCUACCACAAUGGAGCUUUAAGACAGACACUUAAGCUUAUAUUGUACCAUUCCGUGGUGAAUAUUACAUGUGAGCAAAAGGUUUUUUAUAAACAAAUUUUAAUCAGUUUUUCAGAGAACUAAAAUACCAGAAACCGUUCUUCUGAAUAUUUAUUAGUUUUAGAAUAUUCAGAUUUUAAACUUGUUAAUUUUCAUAUUUUGAUUCUUUGAAGUGUAAUGAUCUUCCACUAUUUAUUUGCUUUACAAUAUUAAAUACCUUUUGUUGUUGUGCUUUUCUCUCCCUUUAUUUUUUUUUUAAUGUGGAUUGAUGAGAAAAAAUAGGGUAUGUACGUCUAAUAUUUACUGAGUAUGUCUAUCUGUCACAAAUAUAGGGUACCUGGUCACAAAGCUGAUGUGUAGAUGUACAGUGUUUGUCCUUAUGUCAUACCAGAUUGUUUAAAUCGUGGCAACCUGCCAUGUUGAAGGUCAUUAUGGUUCAUAAAGUGUGCGGAAAUACAUCUCAGUACAAAUUAUUUUCUGUAAUGUGUGGAAGGCGAAGAAUGGACGGGCAGUCAACAUCUUAUAAAUACAUGUAUUUAUUACAGUUCUCCUUUUUUCAUGUACAUACAGUGCAAUUAAGUCAGCCAUUUUACUUUUGGCAGAGUGUCUCAUUGUGCGUCUUUGUGGGAAGUGUGUGGUAAUAUACCAUUGGUAUGUUAGACUUGACAACCCUGUGUGGUUUUGAACCAACAACCUCUGGCCCCGUAGCAUGAGCUUGGCAUCCUCACACACAAGCAUGACAAAAGGGGAAUUUAUAUUGGUCCAAUUCACUUGAUCCUGAUUACGCUGGUAUAAAUGACAUCAGUCAGCAUAAAUGUACACAUUUAAAAAAAGGAGACCACUGCUUGGGCCUACAUGUACUUAUUCAUGUUUACUUGUGUGUGUAAAUAUAAUGGAUAAGAGACGUUCAAACCAUAUUAGGUAAUUAUGAAGUACAGGCCUGAUAUAUUGGCUCGAUCUCAGUAAUGAUAUGAGUGAACAUAGGCCUGUCCUCUAUCACAUUGUGUGAACAAUUGCAUGCAUUCCUUAGAAUAUAGUCAGCAGCAAUUAUACUUGUAUAAAGAAUGCAAACUGUUUCUGUAAAUAAGAGAUUUAACUGAAAGAUUUGAUUAUUAUCACUGUUUUGGAUGGAUCUAAAUGGACAGCUGUCUCAAAUUACAUUUGACUGUUAGAAAAGUUGUUUAGUACUGUGGUGUGCAGUUAUCCAGUACUGCGGUGUGCAGGUAUCCAGUACUGUGGUGUGCUAGUCUCCAAUACUGCGGCGUGCAAGUUAUCCAGUAAUGUGGCGUGCAGGUUAUCCAAUACUGUGGCGUGCAAGUUAUCCAGCACUGUGGUGUUCAGUUAUCCAAUACUGUGCUGUGCAGUUAUCUAGUACUGUGGCUUGCAAGAUCCAGUAAUGUGGCGUGAAAGUUAUCCAUUACUGUGGGAUGCAAGUUAUCCAGUACUCUUGUGUGCAGUUAUCCAGUAUUGUGGUGUGCAGUUCAAGUUGUGCAGUACUGUGGUGUGCAGUUAUUCAGUACUGGUUCAAUUUUUUAGUACCAGUGUUGUUAAUAUUGAAGCCUGGACUCAAGUACUGUUAUGAAUCUUUGAAGAUUGUAUCAGAAAUUCCUUAAGUACGAACUGCUAAGAUUUCGAACUCCCAGGUUGUCUUACUGAGCUGACGAGCCAGUGUUUUGUCCAGUAUGACCAUUAGAAUGAGGAAAAUUCUCUUUAAUAGCCAGGCCCAUAUGUAAAAUGUCAGAAGAUAAAUGAUUCCUAUCCCACAUGGGUAACUCCUUCACAUGGUUAUUGGUUUUUAUUUGUUUUUCCUUUAACAUUUUUUGCAUAAAUUUGCACUUUGUCAGAAUUUCCAAGAUGAGUGUUACAUUGCUUUACUGGAGAAAUCAGUUAACCAUUGUAACCAGAAAUAACUUUUUCUAAGGAUAAGGAAUAUGAACACAUUAAAGUCAUAGUAAAAUUACAUCUUAGUUCACCUUUACAUGGAGUAUUGGACAGCAAAAAACAGUAGGUAUUUGAACUGUAUUACAGAUGUGUGUUUAAUUGUAGGCUUAUAUCAGAUCAGAAAUUCUGUGAAUCUAGAUACAUUGCCAAUUGCAAUUUUCUUUUUUGUUUUUAUAGACUGUAAAGGAUUGUCAUCUUCUCAUCUCUGGAGAGAAUCAAACUAUGUGUUUUAGAUAUGACCCCUGUUUGUAAUAAAAUAUCUUUGUUGAAUUUGAA
This is a messenger RNA of Liolophura sinensis, 4262 nucleotides long. RefSeq names its product transmembrane protein 185B-like. The record is from RefSeq and is a predicted model, not a curated record. Bases 41 to 1072 code for a protein of 343 amino acids. The transcript is spliced from 7 exons. Lineage: Eukaryota; Metazoa; Mollusca; Polyplacophora; Chitonida; Chitonidae.